AUGGAGAAAGCGAUUUUCAUGACGUUUCUCAUAGCCACAUCAAUGGCUUACAAUCAAGCACUCGCUCAAGAAGAAGAUGAUAUCAGUCCAUCUCCACAACAAUCUCUAGACUUUGCAGCUGCUGUACAUUACGACCAUGAACUCCUAGACCACAUGACGACACAACACCUCCGAUUUCUCGAAGAUUGUUCGGACAAAUUGAGCUCCAAAUGCGGGAUCAAAUUAACGGAAGGAUUGGCUGAGGACAAGCCCAUGUCCGUGGAAUGUUGUGAAAACGUGUUGAAGAUUGGAAUAGAUUGUCACAAAGGAUUGAUGGAUUUUGUUUUCACCACUUAUGAGCUAAAGAACAAGGCCAACGAGUUUCGUCCUAAGAGCAAACGGAUUUGGAACCAAUGUGUUCAAACUAUCGGUUCUCGGAUUGGUGUACCUAUUGCUUUUGAAACUUAA
This is a messenger RNA of Microthlaspi erraticum, 447 nucleotides long. The record is from the annotation of a GenBank genome assembly. NCBI's taxonomy places the organism in Eukaryota, Viridiplantae, Streptophyta, Magnoliopsida, Brassicales, Brassicaceae.